This is a messenger RNA of Penicillium olsonii, 936 nucleotides long. The record is from the annotation of a GenBank genome assembly. Lineage: Eukaryota; Fungi; Ascomycota; Eurotiomycetes; Eurotiales; Aspergillaceae.
AUGGUAGCCAAAAUCGGUGUUUUCCCUGCAGCUGGCGGUCUCGGGACCAGCAUCGUGAACCACUUGUCUAAGCAAGUCCCCGCCUCACAGCUUGUCCUGAUAGCAAGGAAGCCGGAGAAUCUAGCAAAGCUUCAAGAAAGCGGAGCAACCGUCCGCCACGCAGAUUAUGACCAACCAUCAACUCUAGACGCAGCAUUCAACGGCGUCGAUGUUCUGAUGCUGGUUUCAUACGCAUCCAUCGAAAUCGAAUAUCGCGUCAAAUCCCAUCGUCUAGCCAUCGACGCUGCUAUCAAAAGCGGCGUGAAGCACAUCUUUUACUCCUCCCUCGGAUUCGCCAGCGGACUAAGCGACAAGACCGUCGCACAUGUCAUGGGCGCUCAUAUCGCAACAGAGAAAUAUCUCUCCCUACAACAAAACAAAAUCUCAUACACCUCUAUCCGCGAAGGACUCUACUCCGAAUCGUUCCCAAUCUACACCGCAUGGUUCGACCCCCAGAACCCAGCCGAUGAAAUCACAAUCCCUCACUCAGGCCACGGACCAGGCGUUGCGUGGGUGAAACGCGACGAGCUGGGCGAAGCGACCGCGAACCUCAUUGUCUCACAUGUGAAUGAUCCCGCGAACUUCCAGUAUCGGAACCAGGUGGUUUUGCUAUCCGGUCCGCGGGAGAUUUCGCUAGCGGAGACGGUUGAUAUCAUCGGGCGGGCGAUCGGCAAAUCUCUUACUAUUCGUGAAAUCUCGGUCGAUGAAUAUGUCCGACUUCCUCAGAUCGGCGAUAAGCAUACAUAUAAGGGGGUCGAUUAUUCCAGAGAGUGGGCUACUACUGCUUGGCAGGCUUUUAAGAAUGGCGAGACUGCUGUGGUGUCACCGGUUCUUGGGGAAAUAUUGGGACGCGCUCCGGAGCCGUAUGAGAAGACUAUUAAGGAGUUGAUUGGAUGA